This is a messenger RNA of Zophobas morio, 2686 nucleotides long. Its product is annotated as SET and MYND domain-containing protein 4-like. Bases 37 to 1488 code for a protein of 483 amino acids. The transcript has 4 exons. Gene Ontology annotation, cellular component: nucleus; cytoplasm. Gene Ontology annotation, molecular function: histone deacetylase binding. NCBI's taxonomy places the organism in Eukaryota, Metazoa, Arthropoda, Insecta, Coleoptera, Tenebrionidae. The record is from RefSeq and is a predicted model, not a curated record.
UACAGAUCCAGCACCUUAGACCACGUUAUCUUGAAGAUGAAAGAAGUUGCACAUAUAAAAUCCAAGAUCAAGCAAAUUAAACCCCACGUUACUAAAUCUGAUGUCAAGGCAUCCGAAUUAAGAAAAUUUGGAAAUGUUCAAUACCAAAACAAAAAUUAUAAAGAUGCACUGAAAUUUUAUACACAAGGUCUUAGUUUCGCUAAAAGUGAUGAGGAGGUGUCAUUUGCAUAUGGCAACAGAUCUGCAGCACUUUUUGGUCUGGGUUUAUAUGAAGAAUGUUUACAGGACAUCGAGAGAGCCCUCAAACAUGGUUAUCCUGACAGACUGAGUUCCAAACUCAUCAAGAGAAAGGAGGAUGCGACCAAAGCAUACAGCGGUCCGAAAGAAGUCGUUAAAACAUAUGACAUUCAAGAAUCGGAAAUGAAUCCCUUAAUUCAGUCAGGAAGAAACUGCAUCGAAAUACAAACGAACGAAAAAUACGGCCGUCACAUAGUAGCCUCCAGAGAUAUUGCAAUUGGCGAAGUCCUAGCCGUUGAUAAACCAUAUGCAAUUGAACUACAAGCUAUUCGCUCAAAGAACCCAUUCUUCUUUUGCUACGAGUGCCUUAAGCAUUGUUACAAUGUAAUUCCUUGCCUCACCUGCAACGAAGCAUAUUAUUGUACUGAAAUAUGCAGAGCAAAAGCUUUCCAAAAUUAUCAUAAGUACGAAUGUUUAAUUUUGCCUUACGUAGAACAAUUGUUAGGAGUUAUUUAUCAUUUGUGGUUGUUUUCUUUACGAAUCACACUUUCGGCAAUGACCGAAGCGAAAAACGACGAACCGAUGUAUCGUUCUGACAGGUACAAAGAGAUUUCAGAAUUAGAAGGUCACAGCAAUGCAGAUCCACCAGAAAAAACGUAUGUUUUGGCUUUAUUCAGUGCUAACGCUUUUACAUUGAUUAAGGAAAAGACUAAAAUAUUUAAAGAUUUUGAAGUAUUUGAAGAAAAGUUUAAAGAUCUAUUUUUUUGGCAUCUACAAAUGCUUAAAGUAAAUGCUGUAGCAAUCACCAGUUGGCAUGCAGAUGAUAAGUUUUAUAGUUCCAUACAUGGGUCAGCGUUAUAUUCGUUAUACAGUUUAUUUAACCAUUCAUGUUAUCCCAACGCCUUUUGGAAUAAUAGUGGAUCCACGUUGGUAGCUCGAGCCCUUUUACCUAUUAAAAAAGGAGAACAGUGCUUCAUCUCAUAUGGCCCUUACUUCGCGGAUGAUGACAAAAGUGAACGACAGGAAAUACUUCAAAGGCAGUACAGGUUUACUUGUGAAUGUAGAGCAUGCCAGGAAAAUUGGUCAAAAGUAACGUUUUCUGCAGCCAUUGUCGAGCAAGAAGUCAUCAAACAAGUAAUUGAGACACUUACCAAAAGUGAAGCAAUCCCCCCUCCAGUAAAUAUAUUGAGUCUUCGUGAGGGGCUCAAAAGAGCUUACGAAAUUUUGGAUGGCACCUCAGCUUUCUUUUAGCGGGUACAGGUAUAUAAAUUUUUUGUAAAAAAUCUGAUUAUCUCAAAACAUUUUACAUGGAAAGUUAGAUAAACUGUCAAGUGUUUCCGUAAAGGGAGAAAAGUCUGUAUGAUCUCCGUAUUCACAAUGUUAGAGACAUUACUUUUUUUAGGAUCGUAUUUAAUUUACAUAUUACUUAAUACUAUAAACAGGUUAUAAUAGGCUUUGUUCUAAAAGAAAAAAUGGUUCUGUUGUAAGGAAAAGGAAAUUAUAGUUGUUGUCAGACAAAGUAGGAAUAAAAAUAUGAGCAAUAAUUUUUAGAUUCCUAGUGUGGUAUUCAUGGUGGCAUCAUAUCGGCAUGUAUCAUUUCAAGCCAAGUUACCAAAGAUAUUAAAAGAAAAGAAGAUGGAAAUUACGGUCCGUCCCAACCGGUCCCCUAUUAUAUUAAAAACAAGUAGAAAUAAACUGUGAAUGCAUACACUACAAAUUUUUUAAUAAUUAUUUAAGAAUACUUCAAGUGCCAAAAAUGCUUAAGUGCAGAAAGAGUGUAGUUAAAAAUUUACAAGUAAUCUCUACAGAUUGACGCUUCAGUGGACUGCAUAAUUCUAAACCAUUACGUCCGAAGGCACUUAUUGUAGUGUAAAUACAAGUGGAGUAAAAUCUAUACGGUCGGCUCAAGCAUGUGCAUUAAAUAAAGAAAUUAUUUUAUGUAAAUAUUAGCAGGUUUUUAUAUUAAAGUUUAGCUUCGAAUCAUAGAAAUAGGAUUUCGUAACAAUUACCAUUGUUACAUACAAGUUUCCCGCACAACUGUUUCUUGUUCUUGCCUUUUUUAAUUAAGGGAUUUAUUUAUAACUUAAAUGUUAUCAAUUAAUUGCUGAUAAAUGAUUGUAAAAUAUGUAGGUGAACUCUGCACAAAACUUAUAAAAUUUUGUUUCAUAAAAGUUGUUAAAUUUUUAGAGUUACAGAUUUAUCUGUUAAAUAUUACUACUGUUUUGACAAAUGUUACCAGUGAUAAAAUUUCACGUUUAUGUUAAGAAGGUUUUUCUAAUUUUAAAUAAAAGCAACGGUUAAGUUCAAGUUGUUUUCCUGAAGUCGACAUUAACAUUGCACUUUAGUGUACGAUUUUCUUGCUAUGGAACCUCCACGCACACAUAAUUUAAUGUAGGGGGUCGUCAUUAAAGUACAACUGUCACGUGAUCUGUCAUUUUACAUUAAUAUA